AUGAGCCCCCCCGGGCCCGCGCUGGGGGCGCCGGGGCCGCAGCCGCAACCUUCCAGCGGCCCCAGCCUCGUGGGCACCUCGCGGGGCGGGCGGAGCGGGGCUGCGGGCGCGGCGCGGGGCGGGCGGCGGCGGACCCGGCACGUGGCUCCCGGCGCCGCGGGCGACAGCUCCAGCACCGGCUCCGGUCCUGGUUGCAUCAUCGGCUCCAGCCCCGAUUCCAACACCGGCUCCGGUUCCGGCUGCUGCAGGAGCUCCGCUCUCGACUCCGUUCUCGGCUCCGAUCUCAGCCCCUUCCCCGGCUCCACUCCCGGCUCUGUCGCUGUCUCGGGUCCCGGCUCCGUUCCCGGUUCCAUCGGUGGCGCCAGACUCGUCCCCUUCGCCAGAGCAAGUCCCGGCUCCAUUCGUAGCUCCGGCCCCACUCCCGGUCCCAUCUUCGGCUUCAGCUCUGCUGCUGUCCCCAUCCCUGCCCCCAGCCCCUCUGCUUUGACCAUCCCUGUCCCCAUCCUCAUUCCUAUUCUUGUCCCCAUCCUCAUCUCUGUCCCCAUCCUUGCUCCUGUUCCCAGCCCUGCUGCCAGCUCCAUCCCAAUCCCCAUCUUCAGUCGUGUCCCUGUCACCAUCGCUGUCCCUCCUCCUGUCCUCACUCCCUUCCCCACCGCCGCCCCGCUGUCAGCUCCAUCCCUACCCUCAUCCCCGUCCCACCCCAUCCCGGUCCCCACCGGAGCAUCCGGCUCAGCGGGCGGCCGGGUGCCGUCCGCCCCGCCGGUGCCACCAUCGCUGCCAAGGCCGAGGAGGACCUGCUGGCGCUGGCGGCCUCCCGGUUGA
Messenger RNA from Dryobates pubescens (Downy woodpecker), 822 nucleotides. Its product is annotated as tetra-peptide repeat homeobox protein 1-like. The record is from RefSeq and is a predicted model, not a curated record. Lineage: Eukaryota; Metazoa; Chordata; Aves; Piciformes; Picidae. The transcript is spliced from 4 exons. Bases 1 to 822 code for a protein of 273 amino acids.